Pseudogymnoascus verrucosus is the source of this 2895-nucleotide messenger RNA. It is a transcript of the gene PMT2, whose product is annotated as Protein O-mannosyltransferase 2. The record is from RefSeq and is a predicted model, not a curated record. Lineage: Eukaryota; Fungi; Ascomycota; Leotiomycetes; Thelebolales; Thelebolaceae. The coding region runs from base 294 to 2534 and encodes 746 amino acids. The transcript has 4 exons. Gene Ontology annotation, cellular component: membrane; endoplasmic reticulum. Gene Ontology annotation, biological process: protein O-linked glycosylation via mannose. Gene Ontology annotation, molecular function: dolichyl-phosphate-mannose-protein mannosyltransferase activity.
CCCAACACCGUAUUUGAAGAUCCAAGGAGUCAAUCUGUGUCUCCCUUCCCUUCCCCGGCCCACGAAGGAUGCUUGCUUCUGCAAUCUAAGGAUAUUUUGUCUUUAGAGGCAGUGUUUUUUACUUUUCACUACUUUCGUUUAUUAUACCAUUUGAACCGUGUCCACUCGCGUCUCUCUUGUAGCCGACGGCUGAGCCUAGACGCGCAAGCCUUGUUCCGACGCGACACUUCCAAGGAAAGGGGGUUGAAGCAGAAAGGUCUGCUUCUGUUUUUAAUCAACACACACACCGAAGCAUGGCUUCCAAAAAUGCCGUCGUUGCCUCGGGCAUUGAGCAGGAUGGCCAGGCGGCCCGUCGCCGGGCUGCUCCUGGGGGAUCAGCGGUCUCCGGGUCAUCCCAGGGCCUAGAUGAGGUCGAUGACAAGAAACGCCAACCCGUAAAGAGCUCACCAACCUUACUCCAAACCCUCGACGAGUGGGAAUUCAUCAUCGCACCGCUCAUCUUCACGGCUUUGGCAUUCUUCACACGUUUAUACAAGAUUGGCCUCUCGCCAAUCGUUACUUGGGAUGAAGCUCAUUUCGGAAAGUUCGGCUCGCAUUACCUCAAACGCGAAUUCUACUUCGAUGUCCACCCCCCUCUGGGAAAGAUGCUCGUGGGACUUUCGGGAUACUUGGCUGGAUACAAUGGCUCAUUCGAAUUCAAAUCUGGAGAGAGAUACCCGGAGGAGUUGAACUACACGUUCAUGCGUGCGUUCAAUGCCUUCUUCGGUGCUGUCUGUAUCCCUCUAGCCUACUUCACUGCCAGAGAGCUCAACUUCAAACGACCAGCCGUGUGGUUCGUCACUCUUAUGGUUCUCUGCGAAAACUCCUACACAACCAUCAGCAGAUUCAUUCUUCUUGACUCUAUGCUGCUGUGCUUCACAUUCACGACUGUUCUGUGCUGGGCCAGGUUCCACAGACUUCAGGACCAGAGCUUCAGCCUCGAGUGGUUCACAUGGCUUGGAUUGACUGGACUGAGCAUCGGCUGCGUGUGCAGUGUCAAGUGGGUUGGACUCUUUGGCACCGCCCUCGUUGGACUCUACACCAUUGAAGACCUCUGGAACAAGUUCGGAAACUACAAGAUGCCAAAGAUUGAGCUAGCUGCCCACGUUGGCUCCAGAGUCGCUGGGUUGAUUGUUCUUCCGUUCAUCAUCUACAUGCUGUCAUUCGCUGCCCACUUCACCAUCCUCGAGAACAGCGGCCCGGGAGAUGCUCAGAUGAGCUCCCUCUUCCAGGCCAACCUUCGCGGUACCGAGGUUGGAAAGGACAGCCCUCUCGAGAUUGCCUACGGAUCCCGCGCAACCAUUAAGAACAUGGGAUACGGUGGUGGACUUCUCCACUCCCACGUCCAGACAUAUCCAGAGGGCUCCGGACAACAACAGAUCACCUGUUACCACCACAAGGAUUCCAACAACGAGUGGUUCUUCUACCCCAACCGCGCCGAGCCCGAGUACGACGGAGAGGGACCACCAAAGUUCGUUGCCCACGGCGAUGUUCUCCGUCUGAUCCACGCCCAAACUGGCCGCAACCUCCACUCGCACGAUGUCUCUGCCCCAAUCACCAAGGUCGAUAAGGAGGUCUCGUGUUACGGCAACACUACCAUCGGCGAUGAGAAGGAUCACUUCACCAUUGAGGUUGUCAAGGAUGUCUCCUCCAACACCGACAAGACAAAGAUCCGAACCCUUACCACUGCAUUCAGACUUAAGCAUACUUCUCUUGGAUGCUACCUGCGUGCCGGCAAUGUUAACCUGCCUCAGUGGGGUUUCAAGCAAAUCGAAGUCACAUGCACCAAGGCCAACAACCCCAAGGAUACCUUCACCCACUGGAACGUGGAGGCUCACUGGAAUAGCAAGCUACCUGCUGCUGAUGCCAAUGCGUACAAAUCGCCCUUCUUCCAAGACUUCAUCCAUCUCAACGUCGCAAUGGCAACUUCCAACAACGCUCUUGUGCCUGAUCCUGAUAAGCAGGAUGACCUUGCCUCGCACUUCUGGCAAUGGCCUAUCCUAAACGUCGGUCUACGUAUGUGCGGCUGGGACGAUUCAAUCGUCAAGUACUUCCUCCUCGGCAACCCAAUUGUCUACUGGGGAUCCACCGCAUCUCUCGGCCUACUUGGACUUAUUGUCGUAUGGUAUCUCAUCCGCUGGCAGCGCGGCUACAACGAUCUCAAGCAGUCGGAGAUCGACCAAAUCCACUACGCCGGUAUUUACCCAGUGAUCGGAUGGUUCCUCCACUACUUCCCAUUCGUCGCAAUGGCCAGAGUCACCUACGUCCACCACUACUACCCCGCGCUGUACUUCGCCAUUCUCACCUUCGGUUUCUGCGCCGAUUGGAUGCUCAGGAGAAGGGCCAAGGAGGUCCAGUUCGCCGUUUACGGAAUCCUUUACACCGCGGUUAUCGGUCUCUACAUCCUCUUCAUGCCCAUCUCCUGGGGAAUGGUCGGGCCUAACCGCCAGUACAGUUACCUGAAGUGGUUCCAGAAGUGGAGAGUUUCUGAUUAGAUGAUUCCUCCACUUCGAGGAGAGUUUCCGAUUAGAUGAUUCCUCCUCUUCGAGGAUAAUCUGAUGAUUAAACGAAUGAUUAAGAAAGGCCUUCUAGGUCGGAGCGUAAGGGUUGGCUGGCACAUGCGAUAAAAAUCUCACUCAUCAACUGCAUUUUUCCUUUGUUUUGUCUCGGCGGGGUGUGGGAUAGGGAUAGGUGGGUGUACGAUGUUGUAGGGCCUGUAUGGCAGAAUAGCCUCAUGAAAUCAUUUCAGGCGAUAAUGCAAUUAAUAGUACAUACAAUUACAAAAAGCGUAGCGUUUUUUCUCUGCAGCUUUUAUCAAAUCCUAAUUAUUGAAUCGAAUAACCAAAUGCUUCCAGG